This is a messenger RNA of Cutaneotrichosporon oleaginosum, 981 nucleotides long. RefSeq lists its product as uncharacterized. Lineage: Eukaryota; Fungi; Basidiomycota; Tremellomycetes; Trichosporonales; Trichosporonaceae. The record is from RefSeq and is a predicted model, not a curated record.
CAGGAGCGGGUCAGCUGAGAUGCCCAUCGUAUCAGGGGUAUCCCCAAGAUGCCCAUCGUAUCAGGGGUAUCCCCGAGCCGAAAGACGCAAUUCAUGCUGCCCACUCCUCCGUUCUCCGCUACGUCCGCGACGUAGCCGGCAUCACGUUUUAGGCGCCCAUCAUACCGCCUAGCUCGACGGUAUGCGCAUUCCCAACGCGUGAUCUGAUGACGCUGGAUUGGAUCUGUGGUGGCGUGGUCGCUUAGACGCGGAAAAUGCACAGUGACGCCGGUAGAGACCGUGCACAUGCCGACCUGUUUGGCUCUGCGGACCGGGCGGGCUGCGGGCUUUGCGGACUGGAUGCGGAUCUGCGGACUCUGCGGACUGCAUGCGAAUGUGCAGACUGCCAGUCUGCAUACGGCAUCGCCAUACUGGGUGCGCUUGCAUCACAUGCCACUGCCGUCUCAUUUUUCAAGACAUCAUAUGGGAACAGCCGCGUGGCAAUGUGGCGGUGCAUGAUCGAAAAACGUGCCCCCGCCACUCACCAUACCGUCUGUGGUCGCGAGGUGUGCCUCCGCGUACAGGCCACUCGGGCGAGACACCCAACUUUUGUCCGUGCAACCUUGACGGGAAGAUCUUUAGCGCAGUCUGCGACACCUCACGACGAGGGCCACUACCGCAAGAUACGGAAUCAGGAGCCUUCUCACACAAGACUAGAUUGUAGCGGAUCCUCAGAACAUGUUCAUCAUCAAGGGUCGCAGCGCCGCAGUCUGGCGGAUCGACGGGAUCGUCAAACCUGUGCGCCAGAGUUUCACAGGUGGCACAUGAAUGAGCCACUCCAAAUGCUGCGGGCUGCAACAUCGUUCAUUUGUCUAGCUGCUAGCGGCUCGUGAACGUCAUACAUGUACGGACGAAGCACUACAAGUUCUCCUCCUAACUGUUCUCCGUAUAUUAACACCUAGGGGUGGUAAGUAAAAGUUUGAGUAUCGUAAAGGGUGGGCG